AUGGUGUUGCACAUCUUCAAGGCAGAACGGGGCGCCUUUGAGCGGGCACUUGAAAUUUAAGCGUGUCGCAUGGACCCGUCUCGGGCUUAGACUUUCUUUUGCAUCCCAGCGCGUUUCAUGACACUCGCUUAUUCCGGCAGUACCUAAAAUAGUUAUCCACUUCUAUAAUUGAACCACAGCCCUUUGGACUGAGCUCCUUGUGCAUUUUGAACUCCGCCUAACGCUCUUUAGCGAGUCACCUCCCGAAAAAUGGCCGCGAACACCGAGCAGCUGACCGAGGAGCAGAUCGCUGAGUUCAAGGAGGCCUUCGCCCUCUUCGAUAAGGACGGCGAUGGCACGAUUACCACCAAGGAGCUGGGGACGGUCAUGCGCUCGCUGGGCCAGAACCCCACCGAGGCUGAGCUGCAAGACAUGAUCAGCGAGGUGGACGCCGACGGCAACGGCACCAUUGAUUUCCCUGAGUUCCUGAUGCUCAUGGCCCGCAAGAUGAAGGAGACUGACCACGAGGAUGAGCUGCGGGAAGCCUUCAAGGUGUUCGAUAAGGAUGGCAACGGCUUCAUCUCGGCCGCUGAGCUUCGGCACGUGAUGACCAACCUGGGCGAGAAGCUGUCCGAGGAGGAGGUCGAUGAGAUGAUCCGGGAGGCCGACGUGGACGGUGAUGGCCAGGUCAACUACGAGGAGUUCGUGCGCAUGAUGACGUCUGGCGCCACUGACGACAAGGACAAGAAGGGCCACAAGUAAAGCAUUUCACUGUCUGAAGCAGCACGGACCUGGGCGGAAGUUGGACGCCGUCGUUGUAAUUGUUGGCUGGACGGUGCGGGCGUUGCCGGAUGAGGGGGCAUUUGGCCCACGGGCUAACGGGGUGAAGGGUUCAGACGCAAAUAGCUUCUUGGCCCCUGCAGGAAGCAUUUUAGACUUAGCGGCCAGUAGAAGGCUCGUUGCUCCGGACGAGGCACAGAGGUUCAUGGGGAUGGAUGCGGGGGCAGCAUGAGACUGAUGACGCGGUUACAUGGGGUGGCUUGCCAGCCGGACUAAUUGAAUCGCGGUAUAUAUGGCACGUCGGAUAGCUGCUGCUUUGCAAGGUACAGAGUCUAUGACUGCAUACGAUGUGCUCAUAGCAGCGCCAGGAACGGCGCUGCACACGUGUAACUCUUUCUGUAC
Molecule: messenger RNA, 1161 nt
Organism: Chlamydomonas reinhardtii
Lineage: Eukaryota; Viridiplantae; Chlorophyta; Chlorophyceae; Chlamydomonadales; Chlamydomonadaceae
Exons: 6
Coding region: 250-741 (163 amino acids)
Molecular function (GO): calcium ion binding; enzyme regulator activity
Source: RefSeq, a predicted model, not a curated record